CCCGGCUCGACGCCCGCUCUCUGGUUGACACCCCGCCGGCGGGGUCGCCAUGGUUCAUUUCUUGCACCCGGGCCACACGCCCCGGAACAUCGUCCCUCCCGACGCUCAGAAGGAUGCCCUGGGCUGCUGCGUGGUACAGGAAGAGGCAUCUCCCUACACUUUGGUCAACAUCUGCCUGAAUGUCCUGAUUGCUAACCUGGAGAAACUGUGUUCUGAAAGACCUGAUGGAACGCUGUGCCUUCCGGAGCAUUGGAGUUUCCCUCAGGAAGUAGCUGAUCGAUUUCUCAGGGUGAUGACUUGGCAAGGCAAGCUGACUGACAGAACAGCAAGCAUUUUCCGAGGCAACCAAAUGAAACUGAAGCUGGUCAAUAUCCAAAAAGCUAAAAUCUCUACAGCUGCAUUCAUAAAAGCCUUCUGCCAUCAUAAGCUCAUUGAACUGAAUGCUACUGCAGUGCACGCUGACCUCCCUGUUCCAGACAUCAUAAGUGGACUCUGCAGCAAUAGCUGGAUCCAGCAAAACCUCCGGUGUCUCCUGUUAGACUCGACAAGCAUCCCUCGAAAUUCAAGUUUACUGUUCUUUAGUCAGCUCACUGGUCUUCGCAUUUUAAGUGUUUUUAAUGUUUGUUUUCAUACUGAAGACCUGGCUAAUGUUUCUCAGUUACCAAGACUGGAAAGCUUAGAUAUCUCUAAUACUCUGGUCACUGAUAUUUCUGCACUGCUUACCUGUAAGGAUCGAUUGAAGUCUCUUACAAUGCACUAUCUAAAAUGCCUGACCAUGACCAAAUCACAAAUUCUUGCAGUCAUUAGAGGACUUACGUGUCUGCUUCACCUUGAUAUUUCUGAUCACAGGCAACUCAAAUCAGACCUAGCUUUUCAUUUGCUACAGCAGAAGGAUAUCCUGCCCAAUGUUGUGUCAUUGGAUAUUUCUGGGGGCAUAUGCAUCACUGAUGAAGCUGUAGAACUAUUUAUACAACAGCGGCCUGCCAUGCAAUUUGUGGGACUAUUGGCCACAGAUGCUGGCUCUUCUGACUUCUUUACUACAAAGCAAGGCUUGAGGGUUGCUGGAGGAGCCAGUAUGAGUCAGAUUUCAGAAGCUCUGAGCCGAUACAGGAACAGAUCAUGUUUUAUGAAGGAAGCCCUCUGCAGGCUAUUCACAGAGACAUUUUCAAUGGAGGUAACCAUGCCUGCUAUUUUAAAGCUUGUGGCUGUAGGAAUGAGGAAUCACCCGUUGGAUUUGCCAGUGCAGUUCACAGCCAGUGCUUGCGCUCUCAACCUAACACGCCAGGGCCUGGCCAAGGGGAUGCCUGUUCGCCUGUUGUCAGAGGUCACCUGUCUACUUUUCAAGGCUCUGAAAAAUUUCCCCCAUUAUCAGCAGUUACAGAAGAAUUGUCUUCUCUCCUUAACCAAUUCCAGGAUUCUUGUGGAUGUUCCGUUUGACAGGUUUGAUGCUGCCAAGUUUGUCAUGAGAUGGCUGUGUAAGCAUGAAAACCCCAAGAUGCAAACAAUGGCAGUGAGUGUCACCUCUAUUCUAGCUCUGCAGCUCUCACCUGAGCAAAUGGCACAGCUUGAAGAGCUCUUCAUGGCAGUUAAGGAACUUCUAGCAAUAGUAAAACAAAAGACUACUGAGAAUUUAGAUGAUGUCACCCUCUUGUUUACUUUGAAAGCACUUUGGAAUCUUACAGAUGGGUCUCCAGCUGCCUGCAAGCACUUUAUUGAAAAUCAAGGAUUGGAAAUCUUCAUCCAAGUCUUGGAGACCUUUUCAGAGUCAGCAAUACAAAGCAAAGUACUUGGUCUUUUGAACAAUGUAGCAGAAAUCAGAGAGCUCUCUUCCAAGCUGGUGACCGAAGAUGCGCUGAAGCAUAUCAACAGUUUACUCUGUAGCAGGGAAAUGGAAGUCAGCUAUUUUGCUGCAGGUAUCAUAGCCCACCUGACAUCUGACAGACAGCUUUGGAUAUCCCGUGACUUCCAGAGGCGUGCUCUUCUCCAAGAUCUGCAUGCAGCCAUCCAGAAUUGGCCAAGUUCAAGUUGUAAGAUGACAGCAUUGGUGACCUAUAGAUCUCUCAAGACAUUUUUCCCACUCCUAGGCAACUUCUCUCAACCAGCGGUUCAGCUCUGGGCACUAUGGGCUGUGUGUCAUGUCUGCAGUAAAAAUCCCAGCAAAUACUGCAAAAUGUUAGUUGAAGAAGAAGGAUUGCAGCUUUUGUGUGAUAUCCAGGAGCACAGUGAGGCAACUCCCCAAGCACAGCAGAUUGCAGCCUCCAUUCUGAAUGACUUCAGAAUGCAUUUCAUGAAUUAUCAGAGGCCCACUCUGUGUCAAAUGCCCUUCUGAACCUAAGGGACUAAGAGGUCUGCACUCUUCCUCAGUGUCCGGUGUUCUGCCCUGGCAGUAAUUGCACAUCAGUUGUCAUUGGAGUUUGUGAGUUGGCUGUCUCAUUGGCCUUUGAUUGUUGAUUUUAUAUAUGUUACAAAAGGUUGGAUUUGUAUGAUAGCCAUAAUCCCAAGUCAGGUUGGACUCAUUCUGCAGCCUUUCAGCAGCAAUUUUGAAGACUCAAACUGUGGACUCUGGGAAGACCUGGGAGCUUGUGUUGGAACAGCUAUGCCAGUUACUUUUCUCUAGCCCUGGACAAUUUUUUCACUUUGGGAGCUUGUCAUGGGAGCAGGACCUGUUCCCCUAGAAGAGAAAAGAAAGACCUACAGGGAGACUUUGAUAUUUAUAUUAAAUUUCCUUAGUUGUUAUUGUCAUGUGAAGCUAUGAGAAAAGCAUGGGAAGCAUAUGCUUGACAAUGUGGUGUUUAGAAGGCAGAACCCCUGUUGGAGAGGGGGAAAAAGAAUUUAUUUAUUUAUUUAUUUAUCUGUGGCUGGGUGUGGUGGCUCACGCCUGUAAUCCCAGCAC
Messenger RNA from Chlorocebus sabaeus (green monkey), 2893 nucleotides. It is a transcript of the gene ZYG11A, whose product is annotated as zyg-11 family member A, cell cycle regulator. Lineage: Eukaryota; Metazoa; Chordata; Mammalia; Primates; Cercopithecidae. The record is from RefSeq and is a predicted model, not a curated record. Gene Ontology annotation, cellular component: Cul2-RING ubiquitin ligase complex.